Messenger RNA from Kockovaella imperatae, 969 nucleotides. RefSeq names its product ribosomal family S4e-domain-containing protein. Gene Ontology annotation, cellular component: ribosome; cytosolic small ribosomal subunit. The transcript is spliced from 8 exons. Gene Ontology annotation, biological process: translation. Bases 45 to 836 code for a protein of 263 amino acids. NCBI's taxonomy places the organism in Eukaryota, Fungi, Basidiomycota, Tremellomycetes, Tremellales, Cuniculitremaceae. The record is from RefSeq and is a predicted model, not a curated record. Gene Ontology annotation, molecular function: RNA binding; structural constituent of ribosome.
CUUCGAGGUAAUCCGUAGAAGGCUUCCUCUGUACUGCAUACAAAAUGGCCCGAGGACCAAGGAAGCAUCUGAAGCGUCUCGCAGCUCCUUCAUCAUGGAUGUUGGACAAACUCGGGGGAACUUACGCCCCUCGACCCUCCCCCGGUCCUCACAAGCUCCGAGAGUCCCUUCCUCUCGUUGUCUUCCUCCGAAACCGACUCAAGUACGCCCUCAACAACCGUGAAGUCACUGCCAUUGUCAAGCAGAGACUCAUCAAGGUCGACGGAAAGGUCAGGACUGAUGAGACUUACCCCGCCGGAUACAUGGAUGUCAUCACCAUUGAGCGAUCUGGAGAGCACUUCCGACUUCUCUACGACGUCAAGGGACGAUUCACCGUUCACCGAAUCUCUCCCGAGGAGGCCAAUUUCAAGCUUCUCAAGGUUCGAAGACAUGAGCUCGGAGCUAAGGGAGUUCCCUACAUCCUUACCCACGACGGACGAACCAUCCGUUACCCAGACCCUGCCAUCAAAGUCAACGACACUGUUAAAUUUGACUUUGUUGCCAACAAAAUUGUCGAGAUCAUCCCAUUCGAGGUCGGUAACCUCUGCAUGAUUACCGGAGGACGAAACAUGGGAAGAGUGGGAACCAUUAUUCACAUGGACAGGCACGACGGAGGUUUCAACAUUGUUCACGUCAAGGACGUUCUCGACAGGACCUUCGCCACCAGGUUGAGCAACAUCUUCAUCCUUGGAGAAUCAUCCAAGGCCCAGGUCUCUCUGCCCAAGGGCAAGGGUGUCAAACUUUCCAUUGCCGAGGAGCGUGACCAGCGAAGACGUAUGCGAGCUCAGGAGGCUUAGGAGUCUGCAUUGUAUUUACAGGAUGGCAUGCAGAUCGUUACGAGCAGAGAGAAGUGCGUCAAAAUGAUUGGCGCCAUUGCGGUGCACGGAUAGCAAUGGUGAACAGUAUAGGGACACGAGUGGAAGGAAUCUG